Rhododendron vialii is the source of this 1425-nucleotide messenger RNA. RefSeq lists its product as uncharacterized. The coding region runs from base 358 to 1383 and encodes 341 amino acids. Lineage: Eukaryota; Viridiplantae; Streptophyta; Magnoliopsida; Ericales; Ericaceae. The record is from RefSeq and is a predicted model, not a curated record. The transcript has 3 exons.
AGCGGUGUGAAAUAGAGAAAUUGGAGGAACGUAUAGUGCAUAUUCUAUGCAAGCUUGAAAAGAUCUUUCCUCCUGCCUUCUUUGAUAUAAUGGUGCACUUGGCCGUUCAUUUGCCACGUGAGAUUAUUCUCGGAGGACCCGUGCACUUUCGGUGGAUGUAUCCGAUUGAAAGGUUGUUUCACAUAGCUAAUAUUUGCUAAUGGACAAUAAUUUUUUUUUUGUAUUUAAUCUUACUCUUACCUCAUUUUUGCUUCUAGGUUUCUAGGGAAAUUGAAGAGGUUUGUUUCUAAUAGAGCUCGACCAGAAGGUUCAAUCGUAGAGGCUUACAUUGUCAAGGAGUGUAUAACAUUUUGCUCAAUGUAUUUGGAUGGAGUUGAAACAGUGCAUAAUCGACCCGAACGAAAUGAAGAUCUUGGUGUACGUCGCCAAGGGUUGACGGUAUUUACAGGAACAGCUCGUCCUAUUCUCCCAAUCACUAGAGAUGGUCAGAUGUCACAAGAACUUCGUGAUAUUGCUCAUUGGUUCUUGUUGUACAAUAGUCCGGAGUUGGAGAAGUAUUUAGAGGAACACAAGAAUUUGUUACCUAUUCAAGCUGGAGAAAACAUAACUCAGAAGCAACGAAAAGAAUUUCCCAAAUGGUUCAAAGAUCAUAUGAAUAGAUUGAGAGUUGAAGAGUCACCGGAGGCAACUGAUGAGUUGUGGUCGUUAGCGAAUGGUCCUAAUUUGUUAGUGAAGGAGUAUUCUGGUUGCAUAAUCAAUGGCGUAAGGUUCCACACAAGGGAAGUAGAUGAUCGUCGAACGAGUCAAAAUAGUGGUGUGCUUGUAGUUGGCGAUCACGAGGGUGAGAUGCAUGACUUUUAUGGUCACUUAAGCAAAGUUUGGGAAUUUGGAUACAGAUGCAGUAAUAAAGUUGUAUUGUUCCAAUGUGAAUGGUAUAACACUGGCAACACUGGUAGAACCAGAACAAUACGAACAGAUGCACAUUGUACGAGCAUUGAUGUCACAAGUCGGUGGUAUCAAUCUGACCCUUUUGUUCUUCCUAGCCAAGCGAAGCAAGUCUUUUACCUAAAUGAUACUAAAUGGGGUAAGCCUUGGCAAGUCGUGCAACAAGUCCAACAUAGGGGAAUGUUUGAUGUUCCAGAAGUUGAUAAUGACGAACCUAGGUAUCCCAUGGAAUGCGAUGAUGCAUUCCAACAAGAGAGCAUUACCUCGGUUGUUCCAGUCGAUGUUGAAGCUGAAGUUCAUUGUCAUAGGGAUGGUGCUGAAGACGAAGUUGUGUUGGGGAUUGGGCCAUUAGAUGAAACAAUAGAGGAGAGUGGUGAUGAUGAAGACGAUGAAAUACCUGAUGUGGAAAUGGAUCCUGAUAUGGAUUAUGAUAUGUAGUUAUGUUUUUGUGUAAUGUGAUAAAUGUCCUUAAAGUCAUGA